Fusarium proliferatum ET1 is the source of this 627-nucleotide messenger RNA. RefSeq lists its product as uncharacterized. The record is from RefSeq and is a predicted model, not a curated record. The transcript has a single exon. NCBI's taxonomy places the organism in Eukaryota, Fungi, Ascomycota, Sordariomycetes, Hypocreales, Nectriaceae. The coding region runs from base 1 to 627 and encodes 208 amino acids.
AUGCAGUCAUUCCUUACUCUUGCAAUGCUCUUUGGUAGCACAUUGGCAGCUCCUCUGAAUGCCAACCAGAACGAACUCCUUAGCCCCGAGAAACGUGAAGCGCUUCCCCCAUCCGUCGUGCAAAUCAUUGACUUCGGCAACGGUGAAGACUCUGAGCCUUCUACCACCGAUCCUUAUGUCAUCGAAACCGCUACCAGCACUACCGUUUCUGUCACUCCCACUGACUACCCGUUCGAUGAUCCCCUUGGAUCCCCAGACCCUAACGGCCCGAUUGGAGGGCUGGACAAGCGACAGCUUCAAACCCUCACAGGCCUUCUGGGACUGAAGACUGCAGACAAGAACAAGAGGCAGCUUGACGCUUUGACUGGCCUUCUUGGAGGGCUCAAGCCCGAAGACCUUAACAAGCGGCAGCUUGACGCUUUGACUGGCCUUCUUGGAGGACUCAAGUCCGAAGGCCUUAACAAGCGACAGCUUGAAGCCGUCACCGGUCUUCUUGGCCCACUCCUUGGUGGUCUAGGUGGUGCACCACCUGCAGUGCCUCCUCCCGCCCCCAUUCCGGGAGCCACCACGACCGCUGAUGCUACUACCACCGCCACUAGUGCCGUUCCCACGUUUGGUCCUGCAUAA